This is a messenger RNA of Puccinia triticina, 255 nucleotides long. RefSeq lists its product as uncharacterized. The transcript has 2 exons. The coding region runs from base 1 to 255 and encodes 84 amino acids. NCBI's taxonomy places the organism in Eukaryota, Fungi, Basidiomycota, Pucciniomycetes, Pucciniales, Pucciniaceae. The record is from RefSeq and is a predicted model, not a curated record.
AUGAAAGUUGAAAUCGUUGUCGAUCCAAGUCGUAUCCCACCCCCACCGCUCUCAACAAGGGUCGCUCCUGCAAACAAGCAAACCGCUCCUGCAAGUGCUGGAGCAAAUGGCCAAACGGUCACCAAUGGCACCAAUCGACGAUCUGGUCGUGGACGAGGCAAAGGUGGUAACAAGGGCCCCCAGAAAAGCGCUGCUGAGUUGGAUGCAGAGGUACGUCGUCGUUCUGGUAUCUCUACAGAACAUUCCCUUGGCUAA